This is a messenger RNA of Pelagomonas calceolata, 2404 nucleotides long. The record is from the annotation of a GenBank genome assembly. NCBI's taxonomy places the organism in Eukaryota, Pelagophyceae, Pelagomonadales, Pelagomonadaceae.
GCCGGCUCUCACAGCAGCCAAAAGCACUGCGUGUGACUUAUAAUAGGUGGACCGCGUGUGACCUUUGCACUGCAGAUAUACAUAUCAGAGCCUGUGACCGCGAAAACCGCAGCGCAAACGCAAAAGGACCGCUGCAGGCAGCAGUGCCAACAGCAGCACUCGCAGCAGUGCGACAGAGAUGGCGCAACAGGCCACGGUCCUCCUGCGCAACCUCCACGAGGCGUCGACGCACGCGUCGGUCGCCGCGGCGUUGGCCGAGUUCGGCCCCGUGAAGCGCGUCGACGUGAUUAGAGGUAGAGGCUUCGGCUUCGUAAAAUUCGCGACCGCCGCGGACGCGCAGAAGGCCGUGCGGGCGGGGCGCGAGAACGGCAUUGACGUCGACGGUGCUGUGGUCGAGGUGGCUUUAGCAAGGGACAAGGGCCAGAAGCAUCCUAAUGCCGUAGCAGCGCCAAUCGCCCCGUCGAACAACGAGAAGCGCGAGUCGCAGCGAAGUGUAAGGGGCCGGUCAGCGCGAGUAUUCGGCAUCCCCGUCGGCGCGUCGGACAAGGCUGUUUAUAAGCGGUUGAGGAAGCUAGAAGGUUUUGAGAAAGUGACGAGUGUCGAAGGAGCAGCAAUGCGGCCGGCGGGCGCCUUAGCAGUGGCCACAUUUUCAUCUUUACAAAAGGCGUCGCAAGCGUGCCAGCGGCUCGAUGGUGCUACGUUCAAGGGGUCGAAGCUCGCGUGCCGCCUCGAGGCGCACGUCGAUAGAUCAAAUGAACAGAAAGGUAGGUUAGUCGUGCGCAAUUUGCAUUUUAGGGCGUUGGAAGAGGACCUGUUGGAUGCGUUCAUGGCGUACGGCCCGCUGCGCGAGGCGCGCGUGCCGCGCGUCGGCGAAAAGUCGCGGGGAUUUGGCUUCGUCGAGUUCUUCUGCGAGAGCGACGCGCGGCGCGCUUUGAAGGCCGCGUCUUCUGGUAAAUUUGCGGUGAAGGGGCGGCCCGUGGCCGUGGACCAGGCGACGCCGAAGUCCGACCAUGUCGUGGCGGCGCCCGAGCCCGCCCGGCGUGAAGACGGCGCCUCGGCGUCGGGCGACGAGUCCGAGGCUGCCGAGGCGUCGGACGCCGCCGAGGAGGACAACGAAGACGCGGGUGGCGAGGAGUCUGACGCCGCCGAGGGCGACGACGACGAGGAAUCGGACGACGAGGAGGCCUCGGAAGACAAGAAGCCCGACGACGUCGCCGAGGGCCGGACGCUGUUCGUCAGGAACGUGCCCUACGGCGCCACCCGAAAAGCCCUGGCCGAGCUCUUCGCGAAGAGUGGUAGUAUAGAAAGCGUCCACGUCGUCAAGGACAAGGCCACGGGCCUGGGGAAAGGCUCGUGCUUCGUACGCUAUUCUUCGGCGGACAGCGCGACGAACGCGACGAUGGAGGCGUGGGCCCUCGACGCGCGGCCCUUGAUUGUGGCUCUAGCGGUUGAUCAGUCGACAGCAUCGAAGCUGAGAGACGAAGUCGGCCCCGCGAAAAAACGCAAGCUCGAGCACGCGUUGGUCGGAGGCGACCGGCGCCACGUGGCUCUGAGUAGAGAGGGUCUCAUCCAGAAGGGCGACCCCGCGGCCAUUGGUGUUCCGGAAAACGAUCUUAAGAAGAGAGAACGGGCGCGCCAGGAGGCGGCCACAAAAUUGAGAAAUCCAUUAUUCCACGUGAACCCGCAGCGGUUAUCCAUAAGAAACCUCGCGCCGCACGUCGACGCGGCCCUCCUGAAGGAGUUGAUCGAGGCGGCCGGCGUCUCUCCGAAGGAUGUGGGCGCGGUGCACGUGGCCCGGGACAAGGUGCCGACGGUGCCCGGUAAAAAGCCCAAACCCGGCAAGUCCAAGGGUUAUGCGUUUGCCGAGUUUUCAAGUCAUGCGUGCGCCAUGCGGGUCUUGCGGUUUGCGAACAACAACCCGGAAUUAGCGAGUUACUGCGUGCCCCGCGGCAAAAAAAUGGGGAGUGAGGUGCCGCGGCCGAUCGUGGCCUUUGUCGUCGAGGACCACCGGAAGGUGGCCCUGCGCCAGAAACGGGAGGACGACGCGAAGGCGAAGGCGACGGCGCCGUUGGACGGGCCGUCGCGCAAGGAGCGGCGGCGGGAGAAGCGCAUCGCGAACCGGCUGGAGAAGAAGCGGGCCCGGAAGGGCGCGGAAGAAGUUCCGAAGGCUCCGAGGAAGGUCGUGGACGACGGGUUGAUGCGCGACCGCGGACGACCGCGCCGUCGAGCAGGUCUUCGACGCCGCCGAGCGCAAGCGCGACAAGAAGCGGAGGAAGAAGAAGGCGCCGGAGCAGGACGUCGAGCGCGCGCAAAGGCGCGCGCAGCCGGCCUACCUCGCGUCGCUGAAGAAGGCCGUCGUCGCGGGCGAGGGCCGGUGGUUCGAGUAAACAGUUGUGUCAGUUAG